AGUGCAGAAUGGUUAUUAGUAAAACCACCACAAGCCACCCUAAAUACACUAUGAUUAUUUCCCCAUAUUUGUAAACGAAUCGUGUUUUCGGAAAUGUAUGUAUUAAAAAGAAUAUCCAGUUACUCAACAAUUUUGUAAAACUCGUGUGAAAAAUCCUGUCAAUAUAUUCCUCUUUAAAUUACCGAGUUUACGUAGGGGAAAUCGUCAUCAGAGGAGUAGGAAAUCAGCCUAAUUGCAAAUGGAUUCCAGCUCCCACACUAAUUUAGCUUGUCCCCACUGCGGAAAAAGUUUCAAAAAGAAGCGCUAUCUGGACAAGCAUAUCCACACUCAUGAACCGGAUGUAGUAUUUAAGUGCGGGAUCUGCGCGAAAACGUUGAAAAAUCCCAGCUCCUUGUCCCGGCAUAACUAUCGCAAGCACAAUAAACAAGUCUGCACAAUUUGCUCUCGAGAAUUUAGCGGCCCAGAAAACCUUAAGGUACACAUGAGCCGCGUGCACACCACCGGAGUACGACAAAGAUACCCUUGUCCACAGUGUGAUAAAUCGUUUCUUGGCAAGUACGCAGUUGGCCGACACGCUAAAGUGGAACAUGCCCAGAGCCCUGUUCGAUUUCGGUGCACCCUUUGUGGAAGGGAAUUUAAAGAAAAACAAAACCGCAACAGACACAUUGCCACGCAUACGAGAGAGAGAACUUUCAGGUGUGAAGUAUGUGGACAUAGCUACGUAGACGAGGCGACAUUGAAAAUUCACAAGCGUAUACAUGACGAUAAAUCUUCACGGGAAUCGUUCAAGUUUAAGUAUUGUCCUCAGAGAUUUUUUGAAUUUUCCGGGGUUCGGUAUCACGAGAGGACUUACCACGAAAAUCGGAGGGACUAUCAAUGUACGAUUUGUAACAAGAAAUUAGUGACAGCAUACAGUUUAAAGUAUCACGUGGAGGCGAAACAUCCGACCAAUGAGAUGCCGAUUUAUUCCUGUGACCAAUGCGGGUACACAAAUAGAGUAAAGAAAAGCUUAGCUAGACACGUGGCCCGGGUGCACGUGGGUUUGAGGACCAACGAAUGCUACUUCUGUGGAAAGAAAUUUUUCUCUUUUUCUGAUCUGGUUGGUCAUUCUGGGCGGAUGCACACCCUAGAAAAAUAAGUGGGAGUUGUUCGGUAUCUUAAUUUAUGUUUGUGUAUGUACAA
Messenger RNA from Folsomia candida, 1182 nucleotides. RefSeq names its product zinc finger protein 569-like. The transcript is spliced from 4 exons. The record is from RefSeq and is a predicted model, not a curated record. Lineage: Eukaryota; Metazoa; Arthropoda; Collembola; Entomobryomorpha; Isotomidae. Bases 239 to 1138 code for a protein of 299 amino acids.